This is a messenger RNA of Funneliformis mosseae, 258 nucleotides long. The record is from the annotation of a GenBank genome assembly. Lineage: Eukaryota; Fungi; Glomeromycota; Glomeromycetes; Glomerales; Glomeraceae.
AUGCUUCGUCGUAAUCCUACACGUUUAGAUAUUCGUCAAGAUGACAUUGAACAGCUUCAUGAUCUUAGGGCUAUAUAUCAAAGAAAGCUUUCUCAAAAACCGGGUGCGAGUGGGAAAGGAAAAAGGAAAAGGCCCUGCGUUCGACCAGACCUUAAUGGUAUGAUUGGACUAAAAAAUAAAGGUUAUCAACCAGCUCUUAUAACUAUUUUUUUGGAAUCUAAUCCUACUAAUCCACCAAUUGCAUCAAUUACAUACUGA